Molecule: messenger RNA, 2232 nt
Organism: Cajanus cajan (pigeon pea)
Lineage: Eukaryota; Viridiplantae; Streptophyta; Magnoliopsida; Fabales; Fabaceae
Product: mediator of RNA polymerase II transcription subunit 15a
Molecular function (GO): chromatin DNA binding; transcription coactivator activity
Source: RefSeq, a predicted model, not a curated record
AGAAAAAAGAAGAAGAAAAAAAAAACGUGACCAUGUCAAUUGUCAAGUCAUCAUUAUUAUGUUAGUAAUACUCUUUGCGCCACAGCGAACUAGCGGUUGCAUACGAGAGAGACGUAACACAAACACUCAUCAUUAUUAAAUGUAGAGUACUUUUGCUUGCGGAAUGGAUGCAAACAAAAUGAAACCUACUGAACAACAGAGAAACCUUGAGACCACCAGGUGGAAAACGCCAGAGUAUCGUAAACAAAUUGUUAAGGACUGCAUGAAUUUAAUAAUCAAAAAAAGUCAAUGGAAAGAUGAGAGCCUCUUAUCUGGUCUUUUUCAACAUCUGGAAAGAUAUGAGGCGAAACUGAAUGCUACUGCCAAAACUCAGGUUGAGUACUUUAAUUGGUUAACUGGAAAGAUAGAAGCAAUAUGUUCACAGCUAAAGACUCCUGAAUCCGAACCUAUUAUCUCAAACUCUACUGGCCCAGGGGGAAUCUCUUCUGCUCAAGAAGCUGGAAAAUCUGAAAAUAUAGAAUGGAAGGAGCAGGUUUAUGAAAAGGUUCAGAGGAUUAAAAGCACAUAUUUGCCUAAACUUACUGCCGUAUACCAAAUUAUGAAUAAAAAACUUGAAACGCUUAUGUCUUCUCCUCGAGCACCAAACCCAUUUAUUUUGGAAAAUACUAGAACAAAUAAGAAAAAUUUAGAAUGCAUUUUUGAUCUCUUAAGAGUGAGUAAAAGCCAGAUUACCAUUGAAUUCAAGAAGAAACUAGAUCAAGCAGAAAAGAUUAUACUAUUUAAUUUUCCCCCAAAGAAUGUUUCUUCACAUCAUCAAGGACAACCACAUUCAUCUGAUGUGCAAUCCAGGCAACAGUUUGGUCCAUCACAUCCUAGUAUUUCUCAAAUGGAAUUACUUGGAGCACAAACAUCAUCACAUGCAUUGGGAACUCAGAACUAUCAUAUAAUGAAGGAUGAUUCUCAGCAAAAUAAGAUUCGUUUACAAGAGCAGCAAGCGGCAAAACAAUACAGCAAUUCACAACAGGAUGUAAAUCAACUGGUUAUCAAAAAAGGCCCUGGCAAUGCUGUACAACAGCAAACACAACAAUGUGCUCAAAAAGCAACUGAAGUUGGUGUCAACACUCGGGGGAUUCCAGCUUCAAACAUGAGAGAAAACUACAACAAUCAUGAAGAAUUUUCUCAUAAACCUACAAUCAACUCUGAUGAGCCAAGUGCUGCAAUGCAAAGCUUUCUUAAAGUGUUAACCUCCAUAUCACCUGAAGCGUUGAAGAAUUCAGUUGGUGAUAUUAAAGAACUAGUCUAUUUGAAUGAUCAGAUACCAACUUCAGAAUUCAUAUCUGGACCACCAACGAUGGUUCAACAACUAAAACCAAGACUCGUCCCACAAUCAGAUAUUCAUUCAUUUUCACAAGCUAGAUACAUGACUUGUAAUGAUUUUGCUCCAGUUGGAAGGAAAAGGUCUCACAGCAUGAAUGAAAUGACUGCCUUUGAAACUUCUAGAAUUUGUGCCAGUUCAUGUGACAGUUUCAACCAGUUGACUGAUGCUGAGAAACCUGACAUGACUUCAGUCGCAUCUAAAAUAAAGAAGCCUGAAAUUGUGGAAAAUUGUUCUCUUUUACAAGAAAUAAGGGACAUAAACAAUCUAUUGAUAGACAGUGAGAUAGUUAUUGGUGAAAAAGACAGCAUUCUAAGUGCAGCUGGAGGAGCUGCAGAACAUGGUGAAGGAUUGGUUAUAAAAUUCGUUUUCAAUGCAGUAACUGUCAAUCAGAACCUACAUCUUUCUUCUGAUAAAAAGUCAAUAAUCAAACCUUUAUGGUUGCUUGUUCCCACAAGUUAUCCAUUUUCCCCGCCUGUUAUUUUAGAAAUGCUGUCGGAAGUCAGUGAAGGCCUUGGAGAUCUAUCAACAAUAGCAAAAUCAAAUCUGAUAUAUUCUCUCCAACACUUGAAUCAACCCCGGACACUUAUGAAUAUAGCAACCUCAUGGGAACGUUGUGCCAGAGAAGCCAUCCUUGAGUAUGCACAAGCCCGUGGGGGAGGAACCUUUAGCUCAAUAUAUGGAGGGUGGGAAAUGUGUGAAAAAUAUUUUUAAAGGAACCUUUGGUGUUCAUUUGUAUAGUACAACUCAACCAGCCAAGUACAUUUUGUGCCGGCAUUUAACGAUCUUUAGAAAUAGCUCUACAGUAGAAUAUGAAAAUGUAGUCUAACAAAUUUUUUGGAAUAUUUAGUUAUAGU